AUGGCUGACCCAGAGGAUGGUGAUGAUCUCUUCGCGGAUCUUUAUGAUGCCGAUGAAACGACAAACCGCACUACUUCAGCCGCCGAGGCCCCAAAGCCUGCUGAUCCAGUCGCAACAAGCGCUGCGCCUACUGGGGAUUCUGCCACCCAGGGCUUUGAAUCUGCUCCCGUCGCCGCAUAUGAAUCGCAGCCCGCCGCCGGUCAGGCUCAGUCUUCAGGGUUCGAUACUGGCUACAACAGCGGUUCUGGAAAUGCCUAUGGUGCUCCAGCCACCACAGAAGCUCCUGUCGAGACCGAGUCUCACGGCACAGGUAUCAAAGAAGACGGGUAA
Molecule: messenger RNA, 330 nt
Organism: Penicillium soppii
Lineage: Eukaryota; Fungi; Ascomycota; Eurotiomycetes; Eurotiales; Aspergillaceae
Exons: 2
Coding region: 1-330 (109 amino acids)
Source: RefSeq, a predicted model, not a curated record